AUGGCCCUAUUGUUCGACUUGCUCCCAAUGAGCUCUCUAUCAACUGCGUUGAUGGUGGCAUCCGCACAGUGUAUGCAGGCGGCUUUGAAAAACAUGAUUGGUAUCCAAGGGUUUUUGGCUUCUAUGGGAAGCAAGCCUCAUUCACAGCGCAAAAGAAUGAUGUCAAAUAUAUAUUCCAAAUCGUACUUACAAAGCUCUCCACAUCUUGCUCGGAUAUCUCGAAAGCUAUUGUUCAGUCGAUUGUUCCCUAUUCUCGAGAGGCAUGCGGAUGCAGGAGACAGUUUUGACGUCUACGAACUAAAUAACGCCAUCACGAUGGAUUUUGUGACGGCGUAUAUUUUUGGAUUGCCUGCAAGCACGAAUUUUCUAGAGGAUGUUGCAACACGGAAGCAUUGGAUUCACGCUUUUCAGUGCCGCAAGCCAUUCGAGUUUUAUUACCAAGAGGUCCCGAAUUUCAUUGCUUGGGCUAAUUACCUCAACAUCCCUGUUAUCCCAAGGUGGUGUCGGGGCGCCAAUGACUACAUGGAGAGUUGGGGCCUUGAGUUAUGCGACAAUGCUGAUAAGUAUAUGUCGUCGACAGAUAUCGAGCUCGAACCUAUUGUCUACAAGCAACUCAAACUUUCGAUGCUAAAACAACUUCCAGGAAACUGCAAGGAACCCCUGGACGAAGAAACCUCGAAAAUGCUCCGAAUUGAUGUUGCCUGUGAGCUAUACGACCAACUCACUGCCGGCCACGAGACCAGUGCGGUUGCUUUGACCUACCUCUAUUGGCAAUUAUCAAAAUACCCUGAUUUGCAGCAUGAGCUGCGCGAAGAACUCAGGCAGCUUUCACCAAUUAUUCAACCACCACUGAACGACCAAUCCAUCCCGGAUCUUCCCUCACCGAAAAGUGUUGAUGCCUUACCACUAUUGGAUGCUAUUCUCAUGGAAACUCUUAGGCUGCACGCUCCUAUUCCAGGAAUUCAGCCCCGCAUAACUCCUUCUCCAACUUCUAGCCUCGGCGGAUAUGACAAUAUCCCUCCGAACACGAGGGUUAAUGCUCAAGCAUAUUCGCUGCAUCUCAACCCCGAUGUUUUUCCCGAGCCGGAGUCCUGGCUCCCAAAACGUUGGUUGAAGCCAGACGGCUCGCCUGAAUUGGACAAUAUGAAACGGUGGUUUUGGGCUUUUGGGAGUGGUGGGAGAAUGUGUGUUGGAAGUAAUUUGGCGUUACAAGAAAUGAAAUAUGUCAUUGCAACUAUAUAUUCUAAUUAUACUACUACUAUCGUUGACGAUGAGGGAAUCGAAGCGAUCGACGCAUAUACAGUUCACCCAAAGAGCAAUAAGUUGAUCUUAAAACUCCAGCGUGCUUAA
Molecule: messenger RNA, 1350 nt
Organism: Ophidiomyces ophidiicola
Lineage: Eukaryota; Fungi; Ascomycota; Eurotiomycetes; Onygenales; Onygenaceae
Exons: 3
Coding region: 1-1350 (449 amino acids)
Molecular function (GO): iron ion binding; heme binding; oxidoreductase activity, acting on paired donors, with incorporation or reduction of molecular oxygen
Source: RefSeq, a predicted model, not a curated record